Molecule: messenger RNA, 1219 nt
Organism: Aspergillus pseudotamarii
Lineage: Eukaryota; Fungi; Ascomycota; Eurotiomycetes; Eurotiales; Aspergillaceae
Product: SCF ubiquitin ligase complex subunit HRT1
Exons: 4
Coding region: 210-572 (120 amino acids)
Biological process (GO): protein ubiquitination; ubiquitin-dependent protein catabolic process
Cellular component (GO): cullin-RING ubiquitin ligase complex; nucleus
Molecular function (GO): cullin family protein binding; ubiquitin protein ligase activity; zinc ion binding
Source: RefSeq, a predicted model, not a curated record
UCUGCCAUCUUCUUGUCUGAAACCCUAUCCAGGGUGCGUAUAAAAAGUGGAAAAAAUUUAUACCACUUAACCUGCAGAAUCAUUCAGUUUACAUACGUCAGCUAGCCGUCCUCACCGCAACAUCUGGUUAUCGCAAGUUACUCCGCUACGACCAGUUUUAUUGCAACAAAGAGGCCCAGUAAGCCAAGACAAUCAAGCAGGCCUCAAAGAUGGCGGAUGUGGAGAUGAAAGAAGCCUCAGCUGGUGCUUCAGCCAAGGGAAAGGGAGCAUCUAAGGCUUCCGAAGGUGCGAGUGAUGGCAAAAAGAAGUUCGAAGUUAAGAAAUGGAAUGCGGUAGCCCUAUGGGCGUGGGAUAUCGUUGUCGACAAUUGUGCCAUUUGCCGUAAUCAUAUCAUGGACCUGUGUAUCGAAUGUCAAGCAAACCAAGGUUCAUCUACGACCGAAGAGUGUACAGUCGCUUGGGGGAUUUGCAACCACGCGUUCCAUUUCCACUGCAUAUCCCGUUGGCUGAAAACUCGCCAGGUUUGCCCCUUGGAUAACCGAGAUUGGGAAUUUCAGAAGUACGGCCGGUGAACGCGGUUUUAUAGAGGAUCUUCUGAUUGCUGAAGCUUCCACCUACAUGGUGUCAUGGAUUUUUAUAUGCAAGAGGCGGGCAAGAAAUGAUCUGGAUGGCGUUCGGAUUUGUUUUUCGCACCUUUGCGGUGGUUACUCUGAUGAUAAAUGCGGCUUCUUGGUUGUGCAGAGUUAAAUAGUGUCCGACUCGGUAUCUUCCGAGUCAAUCUCCCCUGAAUCAUGCUUGUACUUCAUGCCACUUUAGUUCCGUCUACCAUGACCCGUGCGCCACCGACUCUCCCGGCUGACGAAACAAGCCAUUUCUCAGGGCUCUUAUUGUACACAGGCCAAGGAGGGAUAACAGCCAGUCCAGUUACCAGUGUACCUGCCAAGCCGACCCAGAGUGUGAGAUGUAAAUCCCGAUAGAUAUAUCCGGCGAGGAAAGCAACAACCUUGACAUGACCGAGCGUAAGCGAAUGAUGUCCAUCCUAUUAAUGCUGACCAUAUUGGUCAAAGAAACAUCAGGAAUAGGCUAGCACUAUACCCCAGAUAAAAUUAAAAGAGCCGUAGACAAUAUUUCAGCCAUGUGUUGGCCAUGAAAGUCCUAUCCAUGUAGAGUUUCCUGGUUAUCACCUAAUACGAACGGGGACUGGUGGUAGUGACAAACA